Calliphora vicina (urban bluebottle blowfly) is the source of this 715-nucleotide messenger RNA. RefSeq lists its product as uncharacterized. NCBI's taxonomy places the organism in Eukaryota, Metazoa, Arthropoda, Insecta, Diptera, Calliphoridae. The record is from RefSeq and is a predicted model, not a curated record. The transcript has 2 exons. The coding region runs from base 432 to 530 and encodes 32 amino acids.
UAUAAAUCUAUAACACAAAACAUCAAAAGAAACACCAAAAUAUGAGAAAAAUAUUAGUAUUAUAUUUAAGAACAUUCUAAAUUUUAACAAAGGGUGAUCAUAUUGUAAAAUUAGAAGGAAAUAGUAAUUGUUAGCAAAUAUUGUUUAUUUACAACACAAAGCAUGUGAUUUCAAAUAAAUAUUACAUCAGACCUUCAGAUGUUCUGAUAUAUUUAGUACAAAUUGCAUCGUGUUUACACUUUUGACAAGAACAGUAAAAGUUAGAUAUGUAAUAUUUCUUUAAUUGUGGUUAAAAUAAAAUUAGUAUUUAAUUAAUUUUUCAUUAAUGUUAUUAUACACCAAGAACACUACAUAUACGAAACAUAUUGCCGCAAUUAAUCGGGUACAGUUUUGCAACAGACAUAAAUUUUGUGUGCCCGAAAUCAACUAUCAUGGACGAAGUGUUCUCUUUACAUACUGAGAAGUUUGACUUAUAUGAUGUACUUCUUUUGGCUGGUAUUCUUUCCGUUAUUAUAUUGCUAUCCAUUUAAAUAUACGAACAUGGAUAAUAACCUUGUUAAAUUUGUUUGGUAUAAAAACAUAUAGCAGCUGUGUUGUGAUAUUAAGACAAAGAUAUACUAAUUGAAAAUCAAAACAUGAUGCCGCUUACCUACAUAAAAUCGUUCUGGAUUUUUAUAAAUUUUAGACAAUAAACAAUUAAGUAUGUACACUAAAA